This is a messenger RNA of Conger conger (European conger), 5128 nucleotides long. RefSeq names its product sterile alpha motif domain-containing protein 9-like. The transcript has 3 exons. The record is from RefSeq and is a predicted model, not a curated record. Bases 182 to 5128 code for a protein of 1648 amino acids. Gene Ontology annotation, cellular component: cytoplasm. Lineage: Eukaryota; Metazoa; Chordata; Actinopteri; Anguilliformes; Congridae.
CUUCAACGUCAGAUAGAGAACGGGGGUUAAUCACUCCUGGAAGUUCUGUGAUUCCAUCAUGUGACCCCUGGGCGUGUCCUGAUAUGUGUUGCUGUCGUGCACCUUUGCAUAGUUACACAGCUACACUUCGACAUCGGAUAGGUAAGAGGAACAAGCACUCACGUUCCCUCACUGAAACACAAUGAUGGCCACAGCUGACAGGCCGGAAAAUAUUGAGGACUGGACCAAAGAACAUGUCCGCCAUUGGCUGCUUUGUGACAUCAAGGUUCCUCAGGAGUAUGCUGACAGACUUUACAACGAGGAUGUUUCAGGUGCUAGCCUGGUCUGCUUUCAGAAAAGUGAUCUGCUGGAAUUAGACGUGAAGCAAGGGCCAGCUGUUCAAAUUAUCAGCAAUGUGAGAAGACUGAAACAGUCUUCAAAAAGACAACAUAAAGAGAAAACCACAGCUUCCACCAGAGAUGGCCAAAGCGGAAAGGACAGAAAUGACGAGGAAGAGCCAUUUAAAGCAAACCCUCUCGCUUCUAGCACUGUAGUGUCACACCCAGACUCCAGUGGAAAUGUGACACCCUCUGCAGAGGUGAAAAGCUCAAUUGUGGUCAAUAAAGAAGAGGCAAACCCAAGCAUUUGCACCCAAAAGGAUGUCAGUGGAGGAGGGGUUGAGCAGCUCUCUGAGAACUUGCAGUCCCAGGAAAGCAAAAGUAUCCAAAGUGUCGUAGUGGAGACUGUUCCCUCCACUGUCAAACAGUGCAACCCGACAGAUUCGCCUGAAACCCAGGGAACUUCGACAGGAAGUGUGACAGGUAGUCAGCCAUUAGCAGUUGAUCGUUCCAAACAAACAGCUUCAAAUUCGGAGCAGCAGAAGUGCCUACCUCGACCCUUUGACAAAAGCAGCGAGUCUUACACAUAUACACAAAAUUACCUUCUGCCCCCUGAGACGGGUCAGAGUAACCUUCUGGACCCUGCACAUGAGUACAAGCUGCUGGCCAACACAGAAAAGGCCCUUGAAUCAGAAGUCCUGAAGAAAUUUACCAAAGAGGUGUUGCGUUUUGCAGCAGCCUGCAUGAACUCGCGCACAAAUGGGACCAUUCAUUUUGGAGUGGGAGAUGUCCCAAAAUAUGCACAUGGGCAGAUAAUAGGAAUCCGAGUUCCUUCACCUCAGAAGUACAUAGAUGAACUUGAUAAACAUCUGCAGGAUUGUUUUUUGAACAAUACGAGCAUUGCCAAAGUAUGCAUCAGGCCACCAAAAUUUGUUCAGGUUCUACACCUUGAUGACACAGCCUCAGACCUGUGUGUCAUAGAGGUUGACAUUGUACCAAAUUUUUCAGAAACUCAGGAGAUUGUUUUUUACACAUCUAUGAUAUCUCAAGACAAACAAGGGAAAAAAUGUAAAGAAACAUGUCUUUUUGUACGAGAAGGUGCUAGUAGCUGUAAUACCCUAACAAAUCCUGGAGAUCAGCAGAACGUGAUUGAUCGUAUCAAGUCUUGGGCUUCAGCAAGGAAGUGCAUAGAAGAAAAUGACUGCCAGGAGCCGAUACAAAGCAACCAAGGGCAAAGACUCAAACAGUUAAUUUCACAUGGGAGAGACACACUGUUAGAUUCAUUGCACAAUAUUGUUGUGACAAACAAGUGCCCUUCAACUGAACUUGAGCACCUGCAUUUCUUGAAAGAGAUUAAGCCAUUUGCUGUGUUGGAAUUUGACCCUGAGUCUGAGCUCAACGGCUCAUGCAGAUUUUUCCGUGAGGACAGAAUAGCCAACAUUCACUACCCACGCAUGUACAACCCCGGUGAUAGUAUAUCCACUACCAUCGCAAAACUCAAUUUGUUCAAACAGCCAAGCUGGGUAUUUUGCAAUGGCAAAGCCGACGAAGAGAGUGAAGAUGACAAACCUCUUGAGACCAAUGGGUGGUUCCAGAGACGUGCAGGAGAAGUGCAAGACCUGAUUACAUUCAUAUGCAAUCCUGAGAUUCUACGAACAGAGAAACUGCAGGUCAUAUUCUUGCUCCAUUCAAGUGUAGACAAAAUUUCCAGCCCUUUGCUUGAUACUUUUAGCAAGAUCUACCAGAAAUUGGGAGGGAUAGAGAACAUGAUAUGCAUAUGCAGAGGUACAGCUGUGUUCAAUAAGUGGAGAGAUUUAGUGCGAACACUGUGUGAAAUAGACAUCACCAGUAAUUGCAUCUAUGAGCUGAAUCUCAAUGAGGUCAACUGCACUAUUAUGAAAAUGAAAGAGCCCCAAACACUCUCAGCCUACAGAUAUCUGCCAUCUAUCAGCUCCAGUUCUGUCCACUUGACCAAGAAGGAUGAAGAACUGAUGACAGUGCUGGACAUCCUCUGUGAAAAUGAAUGUGAAAACACGGAAAUUGAAUUAAGUAAUUCUUUUCCGAUGUUUAAGAAGAAAAUUGAGGAGGAUUUUUACAGAGGAGGGAAAGUGACUUGGUGGAACUUCUACUUGUCAGAGAAACCAGGGAGUCUCCCAUUCAUCAAACGAGACAAAUAUGAUGAGCUAUAUGAUCUGAUCACACCGCACGAAGGGUACAGAACUACGUGUGUGAUAAUCAACUUGUUUCACCACCCAGCCUGUGGAGGGACUACACUGGCUAUGCAUGUCCUGUGGAACUUGAGACGCAAAUUCAGAUGUGCCGUCUUAAACAACAGCAAUGCCCAAUACAUUGAAAUUGCUGCCCAAGUCAUAAAGCUACUGACCUAUGCCAAACGGGAGGAGACAAGUUAUGUCCCGGUUCUACUGCUGGUGGAUGAUUUGGAAGAUGUUGAAGAACUGUACCGAUGUGUACUCCUUGCUUCACAUGAGAAAAGAAAUGGAGAUCGUCUAAUGGUCAUAAUUCUAAACUGCAAGAGAUCACAGUUCCCAGAUGUUAGCUCAAGAAACAGUCAAAUCAACAAUGUCUUCAUUUCCAACAACCUCAGCCCCAAGGAACAGAGCUUCUUUGAUGAAAAACUAGGGGACCUUGAAAACUAUCAUGAAAAGCCUGAAACAUUCUAUGCUUUCAUGAUCAUGAGAAAUAAUUUCAGUGAAAAGUAUAUUGAAGAUCUCGUCGAUAACAUGCUCAUAGGGCUUGACGUCUCCAGCAAAGUUGGACAGCUCCUGUCAUUUUUAGCUCUGCUAAACACAUUUGUGAAUGGGUCCUCUAUGUCUCUAUCCCUGUGUGAGGAAUUUGUGGGAAUUAAAAAUGCUCUCUGGGGUCAAGAAACUCUGGAGGAAAAAAUGAAUCCAUACUUCACCCUUCUGAUCUGUUUCUCUGUUGAGGAAUAUGGGACCUAUAAGGCGGUCCGAUUUCUACACCAAAUGAUUGCUGAUAAAUGCCUUAAUCUCCUUACAAAGAAGCACAAUCUCAAAUUAAGUGAAGUAACAGCCAAUCUCCUGCACUGUGAUUUGUUCUACAAAUCUGGCAUGGGCAAGGAUAUUCUCAUCCAAAAUAUCCUGAGUAUGCUGAUCACACGUCAGCAGAUAGUACUUGGAGAUGACAAGAGCACCCUGUUUUCCCCUUUAAUUGAGAAAAUGCAGACCACAGAAGGUACUACCCAAAUCAAAGAAAUUUUGAUUGAAGCUACAAAGAGAUUUGAAAAAAAUGCGACUGUACCUCAGGCACUAGCAAGGCAUUUCUACUUAAGAGAGAAGGAUUUUACAUCAGCUUUGAAGUGGGCACUUAAUGCACAGCAAAGGAUGUACAAUUCCUACAUUGCUGACACAUUGGGACAGGUCUACAAAAGUCACCUCAAAUAUGAAAUCGAACUUGGUGUGGAGCAGCGUAAAAUCCUUACUCCUGAAGAUUUGGAAAAGUACCUGAGCCUUGCAUCCAAGGCGACAAAAGCAUUUAAAGAUUCACAAGAUCUGGCAAACAAGGACGAGCCAUUUGACAGCUCAGAUCAGCGCAAUAAGAAGCGAAAGAGAACCUACAACACUUCUGGGCAUGUUGGUGAAAUAGAUGUGGGAAUGAUUGUCUUUAAUGUUCUCCAAUACAUUCCCUUUUUCAACAAAGCUGAUCAAAUAAGUAAGCAGAAAAUGUUGAAUUUUCUCAAAAAUACAUUGCCCGCCAGUGCACUCCAUGAAGACGAGGCUCAUGCAGAUUUCGUUGCUGUGCUAAAGAGGAAUGAGAAGUUUCUUGUCAAUUUAAAGCCAUGUGUCAAGGAUGGCUUCAUAUUCUUUGAAGCGUAUUUCACGUACCUGAAGCCACGGUCGAUUGAGAGGGAGACCGUUGAAGACAAAAAUAAAAAAAAAGUUUCAAAGCUCUACGCAGUGUAUGUCAAGCUUUUCUGCACCUCAGAAGAGGAAAGAAAGUCAGAGCGGACCAGCCAACCAAAACUGAGUUUUGAACAACAGAUUGAGAAUGCCCGGCAGUAUUUAGAAACAAAACGUGCCGAUACAUUUGCAGGACUUCUGCAGUGCCUAAAUGACAAGACAGGUGGUGAAAUGGAGAAAAUCUUGGAAAAACACAAGUUCAUAUUAGAAAAUUCUGCAUGGAAAACAUUGAUGAACAGGACAAAUUUCAUCUUGGCAAACAUUGUUCUUCACUGCAUCAAGCCAAGCUCCAAAGUGGUAAAGAAAUACGACGAGUUGAUCAAACUUUUGAAUGCUAUUUUACAAGAGGAAGGCACCCAAUCAAAAAACGCCGAGGUCUACUUCCUGUCAAUGUUGCUGCUUUGGCCAGCACGAAACAGCACAGAGGAAGACAUGAAAACAUCUCAAAACAUCUGCAUCUAUGUCACGUCCAUUAAGAAAUCCUUUCAUCGGAGGUUCUCACGCCUGUUCUAUGCAAAAAGUGCUAUGGCCCACUUUUACCUGGGGAAGUCCAGAGGUCUGAAGAGGAUUGUUUACAAAGGGAAGAUUGACCAAUGGAUAAAUAGAGAAGAAUUCAAAAGUUCGCACAAACUCUGGCAGCGUGGAGAAAUAUGGAAAGAACCAAUAGUUGAAAACCUGCUUCUGCGGGUGACAGGUAUCACAGAGAAUGGAGACAUCUAUGUUCAUUAUCCUGGAAAUCUUAAAAUCCCAGUCCGUCCAGUUUACCUGGGUGGUGUCCGCAGUGGAUGCAGCAUGGAGAAAGUCUCUUUUUACCUUGGUUUCUCCAUGGAAGGACCUGUUGCUUAUGACAUCAAAUAUUUAAAUGAUCCUUAA